AUGAAGAAGCUCUUCCACAUGAGUGAUUUGGGCCUGCUCAGCUUCUACCUUGGCAUAGAGGUUAAGCAGGAGGUGGACGACAUCACGCUCAGCCAGGCCGCGUAUGCCAUGAAGAUCCUUGAGAAGAGCGGCAUGGUUGGGUGCAACCCGUGCCACGUACCAAUGGAGCCUCGGUUCAAGCUUAGCAAGGUGAGCACCGCGCCGGCGACAGAUGCAACGGAGUACCGCAGCGUCGUCGGCAGCCUGCAGUACCUGGUGCACACACGCCCCGACAUCGCCUAUUCAGUGGGCUACGUGAGCCGUUUCAUGGAGGCGCCCACCACCGAGCAUCGGGCCGCCGUCAAGCAAAUUCUCUGGUACGUCGCCGGAACACAGCACCUCGGGUGCAGGUACACACGCAGAGACAAACGAGUUGUGCUGUGCGGGUACAGCGACAGCGACAUGGCGGGCGACGUGGACACCCGCAAGAGCACCACCGGCGUUAUGUUCUUCCUCGGGCCUAACCUGAUCAGUUGGCAGUCCAUGAGGCAGAAAGUGGUCGCUCUUUCAUCUUGUGAAGCAGAGUACAUUGCCGCAACAACGGCGGCAUGCCAGGGUAUCUGGCUAGCUCGCCUCCUCGGUGAGCUGCAGAAGAAGGAGGCCGAGCAGUUCACGCUGAAGAUGGACAGCAAGUCAGCAAUUUCCCUCUGCAAGAACCCUGCCUUUCAUGGCAGCGUCCAUAACUCGAUCGUGAUCCGGAUUAGUAGCUGGUUUUCAGGGUUUUUAGUGUUCCCUGUAACCUCCCCAUAA
Messenger RNA from Aegilops tauschii subsp. strangulata, 789 nucleotides. Lineage: Eukaryota; Viridiplantae; Streptophyta; Magnoliopsida; Poales; Poaceae. The record is from RefSeq and is a predicted model, not a curated record.